AUGAUGCUCGCAGUUGAGUCGCGAUUCCUCUCCGUACUCAGAGACGCCCGCUGUCUCCGCUGUCAGACACAGGCGGUAUGGACCUCGGUGCGGCACAAGAGCACAGCCAGCGCUAAACCUUCGCCGAAAGAACAACCAGACAAUGUGCAGCCCAUCGAACUCGACCGGCCAAUUGGCCUUCCAUAUCCGCCAUUGCCAGGACAGAAUACGGGGCUUGAUCACCGGUCAUUGAGUGAGCGACGUGAUGAUUUCGUGGAUUGGCAGAAGCAUCUCCAGCGCCGGAAAGAAUUGACGACGCAUCUGGCAAAACCAUAUUUUCGAGAAUGGACAAACCUGAAAUACAACGAGGGCAAAACAUUCCGGUCGAAUCCGCGAUUAUUCAAACAUGACAAGGCCCUCUUCUUCCCGAACCUCUACGGAGUAACGCUAGAAUCACCAAAAAAACCGCAAGAUACAACGAAUAUCAUAAAAGGCAAGAUCUCGGUUGUGAGUCUAUUCUCUAGCCUAUGGGCAGAACAACAAGUAGCGACGUUCACAAAACGGCAAAACAAUCCACAGCUAUAUGAAACGCUCGAGGCCAAUCCGUCUACAACCCAAAGAGUCGAGAUCAAUAUAGAGGAGAACAGGCUAAAGGCAUGGCUGAUCCGUCUAUUCAUGGGUAAUAUGCGACGAAAGAUGCCCAGGGACCAGCAUGAUAAGUACUUUCUCGUGCAGAAAGGCAUGACGGACUCGAUUAAGCAAGCUAUUGGAAUGCUCAAUAGCAAAGUUGGAUAUGUCUAUCUGCUGGAUGAUUACGGUCAUAUUCGUUGGGCGGGCAGCGGCUCUGCAGAACCAUCAGAGAGGGAUUCCCUGAAUGCAGGGCUUUUGAGGUUGAUUGAGGAGAAGAAAAAGCGCGCGGAUGAUAUUAGCGGCGCAUCUACCACAUCGCCAGUGAAGCGAAGAAUAGUGAUGACAGCGAAGGAAUAG
Molecule: messenger RNA, 966 nt
Organism: Talaromyces marneffei
Lineage: Eukaryota; Fungi; Ascomycota; Eurotiomycetes; Eurotiales; Trichocomaceae
Exons: 2
Coding region: 1-966 (321 amino acids)
Biological process (GO): mitochondrial proton-transporting ATP synthase complex assembly
Cellular component (GO): mitochondrial inner membrane
Source: RefSeq, a predicted model, not a curated record